Dermochelys coriacea (leatherback sea turtle) is the source of this 1222-nucleotide messenger RNA. Its product is annotated as serpin B6-like. The transcript has 6 exons. Gene Ontology annotation, biological process: negative regulation of endopeptidase activity. Gene Ontology annotation, molecular function: serine-type endopeptidase inhibitor activity. NCBI's taxonomy places the organism in Eukaryota, Metazoa, Chordata, Testudines, Dermochelyidae. Gene Ontology annotation, cellular component: cytoplasm. The record is from RefSeq and is a predicted model, not a curated record.
AUGAUUACUGAAAAUGUUAUCUCAUCAUAUAAAAGAAAAGGUUCUUCCAAUCCCAAAGGGUCAGGCACACAUCCAGUGUAUUCCUGUCUCUUUCUAUAGGUGCUUUCUCUGGACAAAGCUGAAGACAUUCACGAUGGAUACCAGUCCCUUAUUUCUGAAAUUAACAAGCCAGGCACUAAUUAUGUGCUUAGGAUUGCCAACCGGCUCUAUGGGGAAAAGACAUUUAAAUUUCUUGCAACAUUUAUAGACUCCUGCCAGAAAUUCUACCAUGCAGAGCUAGAACAACUUGACUUCUCUAGAGCUGCAGAAGACUCCAGAAAACAUAUAAAUUCCUGGGUAGAAGAAAAAACUGAAGGUAAAAUCCAGAAUCUGUUGGCUCAGGGAGUUGUUGAUUCAAUGACCAGACUGGUCUUGGUGAAUGCCAUCUACUUCAAAGGCAACUGGGAAACCCAAUUCAACAAGAAUUGCACAGUGGAAAUGCAAUUUAAAAUUAACAGUAUUAAUUUAUUAAAAUUAAAGUGUAUCUUUUCAGCAUUGGAGGGCACUUACAACAUUUGGGAGGCAAUGUGGCUCAAUGGACAGAGGCAGUCCAAAGAAAACCGGGAUUCUACACAUACAGGAAGUUGUUCAGCCUUUCUAGCAUCUCAGUUUCCCCAUUCCAGUUCUGUGAUUCUAUGUAGCUGGAAAGAGAACUUAAUUUAUAGAGGGAUAAAUCCAGAAAUGAUGAACUAUACUGAAGUGGAGGUGUUUUUACCCAGAUUUAAGUUGGAGCAAACUUAUGAUUUGAAGCCUGUUCUGAGGAGCAUGGGAAUGGCUGAUGUAUUUGACAGAAAGAAGGUGGAUUUAUCUGGAAUGUCAGCCAGCAAUGACCUAAUUCUGUCUGAGGUUGUUCACAAGUCCUUUGUGGAGGUAAACGAAGAAGGCACUGAGGCAGCAGCUGCUACUGGAUUAGUGUUCCGUAUGCUUUGUGUACGGAUUGUACCACAGUUCACUGCUGACUAACCUUUCCUCUUCUUUAUCCAGCACAACAAAACUGGCAAUGUUCUGAUCUGUGGCAGAUUUUGUUCCCCCUAAAAAGAAAAAAUGCAGCCAUUAACACAGUAAAAUUAUUUCCAUUGUACUAUAUUGGGAUUUAUUUAUUUUUUUGCACUCUAAGCAAGGAGCUCUGUACAGAUGCUGUACGUUACAUGGUGCAAUCCUGAACACCCUUCUCUCUUGUUUC